AUGGUGAUAACAUCUCCUUAUCCGUCACUGGACAUACCCAGGACAAACCUGCUCUCGUACUUGUUUCCCAGAGAUGAGACGCUUUCAGAGGAGCCCCUUUGGAUCGACUGCAAAGAUGAGGGAGUCAGCUUGUCACCUAGGCAAAUGGCACAAUGGGUGAAGCGGCUGUCUUUUGGCCUUCACAAUCUGGGCCUCCAGCGUGGCGAGGUUGUCAUGAUUUGCACACCAAACCAGAUCUACGUGCCCGCUGCGUAUCUUGGCAUCGUAGCUGUUGGAUGCAUAUUCAGCGGUGCCAAUCCGGCCUACACGGUUCCAGAGCUUACUCACCAGAUGACCAACACCGCCGCCAAAGUCAUACUGGCUCAUCCUAACAAUCUCGAACAGGUUCUGGAAGCAGCUUCCAAGGCCGGCAUCCCCAAAAACCGCAUUUUCCAGUUCUCCGAUACUGAAAAUGGUGCCAGGCAUGGCAUUCCCGACUGGAGACACAUGAUCGGAACCCCAGCUGAAGCAGACUCAUACCGAUGGCCCGAGUUGAGUGCUGAAGAGUCGACCUCUACUGUGGCAACGAUCAACUACAGCUCCGGCACGACCGGUCUUCCCAAGGGGGUCUGCGUGUCGCAUCACAACCUGAUUGCCAAUGUGGAGCAGACUAUUUUCAUGCGAUACGCAGAUAGACCCUAUGCCUUUGAGUCCCGGCCACAAGAGAGAUGGAUCGGGUUCCUACCCCUUUAUCAUGCCUACGGUCAGCUCUACACCAUUCUCAUGGCGAUCAAGCUGAAGGUUCCCAUAUACAUUAUGAAGGAGUUCCGAUACGAAGACUUUCUCUUCGCGAUCGGCAAGUACAGAAUAACGAGUCUGCAAGUGGCGCCACCAAUUCUCGUAAUGCUCUCUAAAAGACCCGAAACUGCCCGAUACGAUCUAUCCAGCGUCAAAGAGGUGCUCUGCGGCGCUGCUCCUCUGUCACGAGAGCUUCAAAACGAGUGCCAGCAAAGGUUCAAUUUCCAGAUCAAUCAGGGGUGGGGUAUGACAGAAGUCACAUGCGGUGCUAUCCACAUGCCUGGUGGUAUCAAGGAUGACACAGGCAGUGUCGGCAGGCUUGACCCGAAUUGCGACUGCAAACUGGUUGACGAUGAGGGCAAGGAGGUGGGUUUUGGUCAGGCUGGGGAACUAUGCGUACGCGGCCCAAACAUUUGCCUAGGGUACUGGCGGAACGAGGCGGCCACCAAGGAGGCGCUUGAUCAGGACGGCUGGCUCAAGACCGGAGACAUCGCCAUCUGCAACGAUGAGGGUUUCUUUUGGAUUGUCGAUCGCAAGAAGGAGCUCAUCAAGGUCAACGCGCUACAGGUUGCCCCGGCUGAGCUGGAGGCAGUCCUCCUCGAGAACGAGCACGUGGCAGAUGCGGCAGUGGUCGGAAUCAUCUUAGACGGCAAUGAGUGGCCCAGAGCGUACGUAGCAAUUCAGGACGUAAGCAGGGGGAAGGUCACGCCCGAGGACAUACAGGAGUGGAUCAAACCGCGAGUUGCGAAGCACAAGUGGCUUGCAGGUGGUGUCGUAUUUGUCGGCGAGGUACCGAAGCUUGCGAGCGGCAAAAUCCAGAGAAAGACAAUGAGGGAGUGGUCGAAGAGGGAUGCCGCGGCGCUGGUAGAUGCCAAGAGCACAAAGGCAAGACUUUGA
This is a messenger RNA of Colletotrichum karsti, 1674 nucleotides long. Its product is annotated as 4-coumarate- ligase. The record is from RefSeq and is a predicted model, not a curated record. Gene Ontology annotation, biological process: secondary metabolic process. Gene Ontology annotation, molecular function: CoA-ligase activity. The transcript has 4 exons. NCBI's taxonomy places the organism in Eukaryota, Fungi, Ascomycota, Sordariomycetes, Glomerellales, Glomerellaceae. Bases 1 to 1674 code for a protein of 557 amino acids.